Coffea arabica (coffee) is the source of this 1357-nucleotide messenger RNA. NCBI's taxonomy places the organism in Eukaryota, Viridiplantae, Streptophyta, Magnoliopsida, Gentianales, Rubiaceae. The record is from RefSeq and is a predicted model, not a curated record.
CGUCUUCCUAACCUUAACCAGACAAAAGAGAGAGCAUGGCGACCAAUCAGACCCAGAAAGAGAGGAAGAAAUUUGCCUCAACAACCACAUUAUUCAUUUUCUGAUUCUCUUUCUCCAUAGUUUCAUUUGUUUCCAAGAACAAGUCAUUGGAUUUUUGUUUUCUUUUUAGGUGACAAAAGAAACAAUUGAACAAUAAAAGAUGAGCGUGAUAGAUAUUGUGUUCAGACUCGACGACAUAUGCAAGAAAUACGAGAAAUACGACGUUGAAAAGCAGCGUUCCCUCAAGACCUCCUCUGAGGAUGCCUUUGCUCGCCUCUUUGCUUCCUUCGAGUCCCAAAUCGAAGCUGCUCUCCAGAAGUCGGAGAUGGCUGCAAUGGAGACAAGCAGGGCAAAGGUGGUGGCUAUGAAUGCUGAGGUUCGGCGCGUAAAGGCCAGAUUAAUGGAAGAGGUUCCUAAAUUGCAGAAACUCGCCCAGAAGAAGGUCAAGGGGAUCACAAAGGAAGAACUAGAGAUUCGUUACGAUCUGGUUCUAGCAUUACCGGAGAGGAUUCGUGCCAUACCAGAUGGAACUUCCAGUGCUGCAAAACAAACAGGAGGUUGGGGUGCUUCAGCGUCUAAAAGAAAUAUUAAAUUUGACUCAGAUGGGCACUUGGGUGAUGAUUUCUUUCAACAAUCUGAAGAAUCAAGCCAAUUUAGGGAAGAGUAUGAAAUGCGCAAACUAAAACAGGAUCAAGGUUUAGACGUUAUCUCAGAAGGUCUGGAUACACUGAAAAAUCUGGCUCAAGAUAUGAAUGAGGAGCUGGAUAGGCAAGUUCCCUUAAUUGAUGAAAUUGACACUAAGGUGGACAAAGCAACAUCUGAGCUCAAAAACACAAACGUUAAACUCAAGCACAAAAUAACUGAGAUUAGGUCCAGUCAAAACAUGUGUAUCGACAUCAUUCUUUUAUGUAUUCUUCUCGGAAUCGCUGCCUACUUGUACAAUAUACUGACUAACUAGUCGACACGUUCUCAUCUCCCUGAUGAUCUUCCGGUCUGGUACUUGCAGUCGCUUUGCUGCACUUCGACCAUCUCAGACGAAUUUCUCAUACCAACUUCAGUGAAUUGGUUUACUAUUACCCAUUGAAGAAGGGGCAUCAUCUAUUUAGACUGUCGUGUUUCCUGUUAGAUGUUACUUUUGUGCGAAAAUAUAGUAAAUCGGGGAUUAAAAUCUGUGAUGAUUAUCAAAAUACUGUGAAUAGCUAGCUGGUCAAAAGCCUUGAGCAGAAUUUGCUUGCUCUUACGAUGUUGGGAGAGUUGGUGCAUGAAUCUUCAUUGAGCUUCAAUAUAUCUGACUUGGGGAUAUAGCUUCUUGUUACUA